Molecule: messenger RNA, 1407 nt
Organism: Diuraphis noxia (Russian wheat aphid)
Lineage: Eukaryota; Metazoa; Arthropoda; Insecta; Hemiptera; Aphididae
Cellular component (GO): chitin-based extracellular matrix
Molecular function (GO): structural constituent of chitin-based larval cuticle
Source: RefSeq, a predicted model, not a curated record
CCAACCGAUCAACACAGCAUUGUCGAUCGACAGUCCUAGUACUUCUUACUACGGUCGUGCGAUUACGAUUUAGUGCGUUUAUCUGAGUCUUAGUGGUCUCGUGUUUCACGUUUCUAGAAGACAACGAAGUMGUUCAAAACAUCAAGAAAAAUGAAUUCCAGUCUAUUGUUUUUCGCAGCAGCGGUUGUGACGGUCGUCAGCGGAAGCGCAGUGUACCCACUCCCAGUGCACCACGCUCCGGCUACCACCCAAUACCACUCACAAGAUGAAUUAGGACARUACGCGUACGGUUACUCCGGUGGCCCGUCGUCCAAGCACGAACAGCGCACCGCGGACGGCGUGACCAGCGGUGGUUACUCGUACGUGGACGCCAACGGCAUCGUCCAGUCACUGGCCUACGUGUCCGACCCGGUCAACGGUUUCCGCGUGAGCGGCACCAAUCUGCCCUCAGACUCCAACACCGCCCACCACGCCGCCUURCCCGUCGUCCACCACGCCGAAGUGCCAGCACCAUACUACGUGCCCGCCGCCGCCGCAGCACCUGUGCUUCCAGUCGCCUCUUCCUACUCCAGCGUCGUCCACCACCAUGAAGCUGCCGCGCCGAUCAUUGUCAAGAGCCCGUCGUACUACGUGCCUGCCGCUCAYCCACUGAUCAAGUUGGCCAAGCCACUGACGCCCGCCAGCACUUCCAACGUCCACUAUCCAGAGCACGCCGUCCUCCUGGCCGCUCGUAAGAAGCGUAGCGCUGGACUUUACCCUACACUGGUCUCCGGUUACUCGGCCGCUCCCGCUCACGUCGUCACCGUCAAGCACACCGAAUUCGCCGCCCCACCGACGCCAAUCGUCCACCACUUGGCCGCCCCAGCACCGUACUACCUGGCCGCCGCCCCAGCACCCGCUCCGGUGGCCACUUCCUACACCAGCGUCACCCGCCACCACGAACCAGCUGUGGCCUCAGUGCUCACUUACGCCGCCCCGGCCCCACACGUCUACGCUGCCCCGGCACCACACGUCUACGCCGCCCCGGCACCACACACCGUCUAUGCCGCUCCGGCCGUAGCAGUGGCCCCGGCCAAGAGCCAAUUCCACUCACAAGACGAACACGGUCAGUACACCUACGGUUACACAGACGGUGCAUCCGCCAAGACCGAGACCCGUUACGCUGACGGUGAGACCAAAGGAAGCUACUCGUACGUGGACGAUCAAGGAUCAGUCCAGGCUGUCCACUAUUCCGCUGGCGCUGAAGGUUUCAAAGCCGCAGGAACCAACAUUCCUGUUCACCACGUUUAAUGAUCUGCAAACUCCGCCUACCCCCRUGCUGAUCGAGUAACAUAUUGUAUACUCUAUUGCAUAGUCYUCCCUUCUUUUUCUAUACCUACAUAUAAAUAAUAAACAUUUUUUAUGGAA